Oryza sativa Japonica Group (Japanese rice) is the source of this 1455-nucleotide messenger RNA. RefSeq lists its product as uncharacterized. NCBI's taxonomy places the organism in Eukaryota, Viridiplantae, Streptophyta, Magnoliopsida, Poales, Poaceae. The record is from RefSeq and is a predicted model, not a curated record. Gene Ontology annotation, biological process: protein modification process.
AAAAAAAAAAAGAAGAGGAAAUCUGGUCAAACUCGUCCUCCUCUCUCAUCUCCCUCCCCGUCUCGCCGGCGGAGGUAGGCUUCGCCCUCUCGCGGCCUCGCGUGCGCGUCGCCGGCGAGAGGGCCGCCCGUAGGCACGGCGCCGACGGCCUCGAUCCUUCCCUAUCCACGCGCUCUGCGUGGCAUCCUCGUCGAGGUCCCGGAGGGGUUGACCCUGCCAAGCUGCGGCGCGCGCGCGGCCUGUUCGACGGAAUGCGCCACUGAGAGACUCCCAGCGUGAGCCGCCCAUUCCGAGACAAGAAUGGCCGCUGGGGUGGCUGGAGCGAGGGGCGCAGGUCGCCCGCUCAUGCGGCUGGUCACCAUGAGCGGCGUGCCGAUCCUGCGGCAGCUGCACCUGGAGGAACGGCUGCUGCGCCGUACCGGGGAUAACUGGUGCAUCAUCAACGACGGCACGGCUCCUGCCACCAUCGUCAUGGGCGUGUCAGGGAGAGUUUCGGAGCUUGUCGAGAUUGAGCCGGUCCUCCGGGAUAAAGUUCCGGUUAUAAGGAGGUUCAGUGGUGGUGGCACAGUCAUCGUCGAUCAGGGGACAGUGUUUGCCACAUUCAUAUGCAGCAAGACCGCCAUUCCUGGACUGCAGCCAUUUCCGCGGGAUAUCAUGUCUUGGACUGGUCAGUUGUAUGACAAGGUGUUUGAUGGUUUCGGUGAAUUUCAUCUGCGUGAGAAUGAUUAUGCCUUUAGUCAAAGGAAGUUUGGAGGAAAUGCUCAAUCCAUUACAAGAGAUCGUUGGGUUCAUCAUACAUCAUUCUUAUGGGAUUAUGAUAUGAAGAAUAUGGAUUAUCUCAAAAUCCCAAAACGUGCACCUGAUUAUCGACUGGCGAGGAACCACACAGAUUUCUUGUGUCGCAUGAAGGAGUAUAUGCCAUCACGAUCCGUUUUCACCGAAGGGAUCAUCUCUGCCCUCGGAGACCACUUCACAGUCGAACCCACAGAACCAGAGGCAGUGCUCUCUGAUGACACAGGGUUUAAGCCUUCCACGAAGCUGUUAUCGCCACAAGACCUAGAGGAUGUUAUCGCCUCAAAAGAAUCACUCAAGGUACAGGAAGUCGAAGCAUGACAACAGCUGUGAAGAUGACUUCUUUUCUCAUGAUCAUGCCUGACAAGCGGUACCAUCGAACAGUGAAUAAAAUCAACCUUCCAGUUUGGACGGCGUUGUGCUCACUGAAAAUUUGGCACCGAAGGACACAACCACAGCUUCCUUGAAGCGGACUUCCGCAUCUAAAGCAUCAUUGCUCAAACAGCUAAUUGUUAUUCAUUCCGGUUUCGGAAUCUUUUUUACUGGAAUAAUCAGCUGGAGAACACAAAUGUUCCUUCGCUAACGCCAUCCUCAUCUCUUAUAAGUUCUAACCACACUCUUUUUGACCUGUGUUAACCUGUUCUUCAUUCCUCAACCAUAGUA